CAAUUUUCAGAGGGCUUUGUUUCCAAGCAAGGAAAAUGUUGUAUUAUUCGUUUGCUUGAAAGAGCAAUCAGUGAGGUCAACUUGUGGCACUUGCUUUUGUGUGUGUGUAACUAAACAAUAAACCUAAUUUUGAAAACCCAGAAAAGCAUGAUUGCAUUGACUUUGAAUGGACAUGUUUACCACCAAACAUGAUUUCCAAAUAUGCCCAAAUAUUUUAUUUUCUUUUAACAGCAGGAACAGCUAAAGAGGGACAUCUUGUGGCGUUUUUGUGGAAGUAAUAAACGAUACAAAUUAGAAAAACAAAAACAAAUCUUAUAAUUUGUAGGAUUAUUACAUUUGAAACACUUGGGAAAGGUGUAAGUAGGUUAUACAAACACUAAUCUUGAUGUAAACAAUGGUUUUGUAAUAAUUUGUGUUUGUUCUCUGUUCUCAAAGAUGCGAAAUACAACACUGACUGCUCAGAAUUGUAUGUUCCUUUUUAAAACGCAGAAAAGAGGCUUAUAUAUAGUUGCAUUGUCUUCAUUGUAACCAAAGACUGAGAAAUAUUGGUAAUUAUUGAUAUAAUAUUGGCGAGGAGAUAAUUUAUCGUUUUUAAACAGCAAGCAGCUGGGAUGACUGCUCAGUUGAAAUGUAUCUAAAGACCAUAUUUACUCGGCAAAGCUAGUAAACAACAAUAAAAACCCCCUCGCUCGUCUCAGAAGCGUGUCACGUGAUUUGAGGUAAUGCGCGCUGGCUCGCGCUGAAGUGAAGGAUGCAAAAGCGCUUGACAACCAGGAAGUGAAGAAGAGCUGUCGUUUAACCCGUGCGCCAAGUUUAAUGGAGGUCUCUGUGCAUGAUAAAACUAUUGAAGCAGCUGAAGCUUUGCUGCACAUGGAUUCACCAGCCAGCUUGCAGGGGGAUCGCAGCACAGAGGAGCUUUUAUCUGAGAUGGAGGUGGAAGUGAGAUCAGAGGAUAUGGGACCUGUUGCCAAGGAUAUUGUUGUCCUGCAGGAGACCGAUUUGUUGAAGAAGAAAAAGAGAGCAGGACGAAAACCCAGAACUCCACGGAGUUUCUGUGAUGGUUCUCUGGAUAUGGUCUAUAAGAGGAAAUCAAAAGACAGCAAGGGCUCAACCACUUACCUGUGGGAGUUCCUACUGGACCUUCUGCAGGACAAGGAAACCUGUCCAAAGUACAUUAAGUGGACUCAGAAAGAGAAGGGCAUAUUCAAACUUGUGGACUCCAAAGCGGUGUCUAAAUUAUGGGGCAGGCAUAAGAAUAAACCUGACAUGAACUAUGAGACAAUGGGGAGAGCACUCAGGUAUUACUAUCAAAGGGGCAUUUUAUCAAAAGUGGAAGGCCAAAGACUUGUGUAUCAGUUUAAGGAGAUGCCCAAAGACAUUGUUUUCAUAGAUGAUGACAAUAUGGAUGACAGCAUUGAUGAAGGAAAGAGAGAAAGCCCAGCUGCAUCCAAUCGCAGCAAUCCAAAAGGCAAAGGGAUGCUGGUCUCUCCCUCUUCUGCUGUACCUAAAAUCAUCAAUCUAACCUCAGGACAAGAUGCCUUUAUGACCGGGCAGCAGUCGCCAGACAACAUAGCAACACCCCCUGGGACAGUGAGGCUUGCCAUGCAGGUUCCUGUACUCAUGACAACACAGGGUCAGAAAAUCUCCACAGUAACUGUCAACUCUCCCACCAUCCGCUCGCCGAUCUUCUCUGUGCCCAACUCAGUCACUGGGGGUAACAGUGCAGGCAAAGUGGUUCUCCAGGCCGUGCCAACGCUAGUGCUUCAGGGCCAAAGCGGUGAGAGAAUCACCUUGCAGUUCAUCACCCUUCCCACCAUGCCUGGCAAACCCGGCACUCCCAUCACUCUGAGCACGCUAUCCCCUGUCACCGUAUCUACCAGCAACGCCCAGGUCCUGAAGCUCGCCGUGCCCUCCAACAUCACCACCACUGCCUCCUCAGCUCCUGUAACUGUGGUGACCUCUCAGCCGGGAGUGACCAUGGUGCCGAACGUACAGCCAGCGAUGUCUUUACAGGAUGUGACUAUUAUUAAGGUUGAAUCUCCUGAGGUUUCUGUGGAUCAGACAGUUAACAGGGCUGCAGAGAACACACCGAGCACACAGACGAACCCCACGACCACACAGAGCUGAGCAAA
Messenger RNA from Cyprinus carpio (common carp), 2132 nucleotides. RefSeq names its product ETS-related transcription factor Elf-2-like. Gene Ontology annotation, molecular function: sequence-specific DNA binding; DNA-binding transcription factor activity, RNA polymerase II-specific. NCBI's taxonomy places the organism in Eukaryota, Metazoa, Chordata, Actinopteri, Cypriniformes, Cyprinidae. The record is from RefSeq and is a predicted model, not a curated record. The coding region runs from base 817 to 2127 and encodes 436 amino acids. Gene Ontology annotation, cellular component: nucleus. Gene Ontology annotation, biological process: regulation of transcription by RNA polymerase II; cell differentiation. The transcript has 7 exons.